Caretta caretta (loggerhead turtle) is the source of this 1718-nucleotide messenger RNA. The record is from RefSeq and is a predicted model, not a curated record. NCBI's taxonomy places the organism in Eukaryota, Metazoa, Chordata, Testudines, Cheloniidae.
GGGUGAGGAUGCCUGGGUUUUCUCCUGACAGGUUUUGGGGUUCAGAGGGGUGUUCUGGGGGGUGUCUGAGGUCAGGCCCAGCUUGGGCCCUUAACCUGGCAGACACUGGGCUUGUCCGUUCUGUGCCCCCUCCCUGCUCUCAGAAUACCCCACCUGGGCAAAAUUAGCAUAUGCAUAUCAGACAUUUGAAUAUAUUACUGGUCCCAAACAGGCCUCCCUCUGCCCCCCAUCCCCCACCAUUGCAGGGGAUAUGCCCUCACUCUGGGCUCAGGAAGGGGCAGAGCCCAUGGCUGGCUGGGGGAAGGGCAGGUGAGGGUAACGGCAGCCCUGUCGGGUCCCUCAGUAGGGGUCAGAGUGAACAACUCCGGAGGGCGGAAGGGGCGGAGAGCACCACGCGCUGUGGGCGGGAGGGGGCCAGAGCUAGCCCCGCCCCGCCCUCGACGCUACCCCGCCCUCUCGCAGCCCCGCCCCCCGGCGCUCCCAUUGGCUGCCGGCCCCGCCCUCCCGCAGCUCGCCACGCGCCCAGGCCGUGGAACCCGCCCCCCGGCAGAGCGAGGACGGGAGAAAAGGCGGGAAACGAGGCUGCACCGUGACGUACCCGCGCCCCCUCUUGAAGGCGGGUGAUGGCUGUGCCGACCAGGGUGCCGGAGGACGUGGGUGCUGAGCUGCUGGGCCCAGCUGGCGGUGCCUGCCUGCCCCCAUGCCAGCUAACGGAGGAGGAUGCGAGUGCCCACCCUGGCUUGACCAAUCUGCUGCUCGGCCUGACCCCCUAUCUGGACCUCAGCGGGCUCAGCGCCCCCCCUGCUUCUCACCCCCUGCAGGCGGGGAAGGAGCUGCAGCUGCGUCGGGCAGCUUGGCUGCGCUGGGAGGCCCUGCACCGGCUCCUGCAGGAGGCACUGAUGGAGCAGGGAGCUGGCAUGGAGGACGCCAGCCCUGCCCUGCCGGACAGGAAGAUCCUGGAGACGCUGGAGCAGCGGCUGCUGCUGGGGGAGCUGAGCCGCAUCCUGGAGCCAGGCCCUUCGCUGCGUGGCUCCCGGCCCCCCCCUGCUGGGCCUGGGGUGGUGAGUGGGCGUGGGGCGGGGGCGGGCCCAGGGUCAGGAGGAGGGAGCCGCUCUGACCCCUGUUCCCGCAGACCGCGCGGGGAGACGGCGCGCUGCGCCAUGCUCUGCACCCUGGCCGAGGGGCUGGCCGCGGAGCAGCGGCGCCGGCAGGCAGCCCGGAGCCGGCGCCGGGACCUCAUGGGGCUGCUGGAGAGGCAGAGAGCCGCCUACCCGCAGGUUCUCCUGCACUGCCUGGGCCUGCUGCAGCGCCUGGCCCAGGAGCACCGGCUCGGCUCCCAGGCUGCGCUGGACCGCCUCAACACCCACUACCUGGAGGUGAAGUGCAGCGCCAUGUUCCUCAAGAUCCGGCUGGAGGAGCUGAGCGUGCUGGUGGACACCUACUCGCCGGAGAAGGUGGAGGUGCAUCGGGCCAUCAGGGCCAGCCUGCAGGGCGCCGUGCAGCAGCAGGAGCAGGAGCUGGCCACGGCUCGGAAGAUCCUGGCCGCCUACGAGAGCCUGGGGCCCGAGUUCGAGGGGCUGGUGCAGGAGUACGCCCAGCUGUGCGGGAGCAUCGAGAACAAGCGCUGGGCCCUGCAGGAAUUCAACAAGGGCUGUCACUGACGGGGGGCUCGGGCCCCACUUUCCGGGGCUCAAAUAAACAUGGCAAUGGAUCCCCUG